This is a messenger RNA of Cicer arietinum (chickpea), 1820 nucleotides long. RefSeq names its product glycosyl hydrolase 5 family protein-like. Gene Ontology annotation, biological process: polysaccharide catabolic process. The record is from RefSeq and is a predicted model, not a curated record. Lineage: Eukaryota; Viridiplantae; Streptophyta; Magnoliopsida; Fabales; Fabaceae. Gene Ontology annotation, molecular function: hydrolase activity, hydrolyzing O-glycosyl compounds.
UACGUAAAAGAUUACAUUUUAUUUUGACCAAAAAAAAAGUCACAUUUUAUACCAACAAAAAAAAAAUCAAAAUGAGUGGGUGGUGGUGGCGGUGCAUGUUUCUUUUAAUCGGAGCAACCAUAUUGGUAGUGGAGCCGGUGAGUGGUGUUUUUCCACUUAAAACAAGUUCAAGAUGGAUCGUAAAUCAAAAUGGAGUAAGAGUGAAACUAGCGUGUGUGAAUUGGGUUUCUCAUUUGGAUGCUGUGGUGGCUGAAGGGCUUAGUAAAAAGCCCGUGGAUGCUAUUUCCAAUAUAAUAAAGUCCAUGGGCUUUAAUUGUGUUAGACUCACUUGGCCUAUUCACCUUCUUACAAAUCAAUCUCUUUCUUCUCUCACUGUUAGACAAUCUUUUCAAAACCAUGGCCUUCUUGAUACAAUUGCUGGUUUCCAAUCUAAUAAUCCUUCCAUCAUUGAUCUUUCCCUCAUCCAAGCUUUUCAGGCAGUUGUGAAAAGUCUUGGGGACAAUAAUGUGAUGGUGAUUUUGGACAACCACGUUACCCAACCAGGAUGGUGUUGCACUAACACUGACGGCAAUGGCUUCUUUGGCGAUCAAUAUUUUGACCCAAGCUUGUGGAUUACGGGCCUCACUAAAAUGGCCACCCUUUUCAAUGGAGUGCCUACUGUCGUUGCCAUGAGUUUGAGGAAUGAACUCAGAGGCCCAAAACAGGAUGUCAACAAUUGGUACAGGUAUAUGGUGCAAGGAGCAGAAGCAGUUCAUGCAGCAAAUCCCAAUGUUCUUGUCAUUUUGUCUGGAUUAAAUUUUGACACAGACUUAUCAUUCAUUAGAAAUAGAGCAGUGAGCCUAACAUUCAAUGAAAAACUAGUAUAUGAAGCACACCAUUAUGGUUUCACUGAUGGUCGUGAUUGGGUAUCAAAGAACCCAAACGAGGUAUGUGGAAAAGUAACUAGAUAUAUGAAGAAAUUGUCUGGUUACUUAGUGGACCAAGGAUGGCCUUUGAUAAUGAGUGAAUUUGGGGGUGACUUAAGAGGUACCAAUGUCAAUGAUAACCGUUUUCUUAACUGCUUUAUAGCAUAUGCAGCUGAUCAAGAUUUGGAUUGGGCCUUGUGGACAUUAGCUGGAAGUUACUAUAUUAACCAAGGAGUUUUUGGAGUGGAAGAGGUUUAUGGGAUUCUCAAUUCGGAUUGGACCAAACCUAGAAAUCCUACUUUCUUGCAAAGGCUUGCUUCCCUCCAACUUCCAUUUCGAGGUCCAGGCAUAACACAAGGAAAACCAUACAAACUGAUAUAUCAUCCUUUAACUGGUCUUUGUGUGGCAAGGAAGUCAAAACUACAGCCACUAAAAUUAAAUGCAUGUUCUUAUUCUAAUGGUUGGAAUUACAAACCCCAAAAGACACUAUCAAUAUAUCGUUCACACUAUUGCAUCCAAGCAAUGAAUCAAGGGAAGCCAGCAAUAAUUAGCAAAUCGUGCUCUACAUGGGACAUGAUCUCAGACUCUACCUUGCACCUUUCAACAAACAUUAACAAUGGAACAAAUGUUUGUUUAGAUGUUGAUCAUAACAAUGUUAUUGUUACCAAUGCUUGUAAAUGUUUGAGCAAUGAUUCUACAUGUGACCCUGCAAGUCAAUGGUUCAAACUUAUUGACAGUGGGAAAAGGUGAAUCUAAUGAAACAAAGUCAUGUUUGGCAUUAUUGACAUGUUUUAUUUCUGUUUUUUUUUUUUUUUUUAAAUAAAAGGGUAGCUGUUGCUUCUCUUCCUCGUUUGUAUUAUCAUAAAGAAAAAGCAUAUCAUAAUAAAAUAUUAAUGAUUCUUUCACAUCACAAAA